This is a messenger RNA of Trichechus manatus latirostris (Florida manatee), 1634 nucleotides long. It is a transcript of the gene IGSF11, whose product is annotated as immunoglobulin superfamily member 11. The record is from RefSeq and is a predicted model, not a curated record. The transcript is spliced from 6 exons. Lineage: Eukaryota; Metazoa; Chordata; Mammalia; Sirenia; Trichechidae. Gene Ontology annotation, cellular component: cell-cell junction. Bases 138 to 1256 code for a protein of 372 amino acids.
CUUCUUCUGUAGGCAUUGCAGCUUCCCUGGAAGUCUCAGAAAGCCCUGGGAGUAUCCAAGUGGCCCGGGGUCACACGGCAGUACUGCCCUGUACCUUCACCACCAGCGCUGCCCUCAUUAACCUCAAUGUCAUUUGGAUGGUCAUUCCGCUCUCCAAUGCUAACCAACCUGAACAGGUCAUUCUCUAUCAGGGCGGACAGAUGUUUGACGGUGCCCCCCGGUUCCAUGGUAGGGUAGGAUUUACAGGCACCAUGCCAACCACCAAUGUCUCUAUCUUCAUUAAUAACACUCAGCUGUCAGACACAGGCACCUACCAGUGUUUGGUCAACAACCUGCCAGACAGAGGGGGCAGGAACAUUGGGGUCACUGGUCUCACAGUGUUAGUUCCCCCUUCUGCCCCACACUGCCAAAUCCAAGGAUCCCAGGAUAUCGGCAGUGAUGUCAUUCUGCUCUGUAGCUCAGAAGAAGGCAUUCCUCGACCAACUUAUCUUUGGGAGAAGUUAGACAAUACCCUCAAACUACCUCCAACAGCCACUCAGGACCAGGUCCAGGGGACAGUCACCAUCCGGAACAUCAGCACUCUGUCUUCAGGUCUGUACCGGUGUGUGGCCUCUAACGCCAUUGGGACCAGCACCUGCCUUCUGGAUCUCCAGGUUAUUCCACCCCAUCCCAGGAGCAUUGGACUAAUAGCUGGAGCCAUUGGCACUGGUGCAGUUAUUAUCAUUUUUUGCGUUGUACUAAUUUUUGGGGCAUUCUUUUACUGGAGAAGUAAAAAUAAAGAGGAAGAAGAAGAAGAAAUUCCUAAUGAAAUAAGAGAGGAUGAUCUUCCACCUAAGUGUUCUUCUGCCAAAGCAUUUCACACAGAGAUAUCUUCCUCAGAAAACAACACAUUGACCUCUUCCAACACCUACAACAGUCGAUAUUGGAGCAACAAUGCAAAAGUUCAUAGAAACACGGAGCCAUUCACUCACUUCAGUGACUUGCGCCAGUCUUUCUCCCUCCACUCAGGCAAUGCCAAUAUACCAUCCAUCUAUGCUAAUGGGAACCAUCUGGUCCCGGCUCCACAUAAGACUCUGGUAGUGACAGCCAACACAGGGUCCUCACCACAGGUUGUGUCCAGGAACAAUGGCUCUGUCAGCAGGAAGCCUCGGCCUCAGCAUGCACACUCCUACACCAUCAGCCAAGCAGCACUGGAGCGAAUUGGUGCUGUGCCCGUUAUGGUGCCCGCCCAGAGUCGGGCUGGGUCCCUGGUAUAGGACAAGAGGAGAUAUGGUAUUCAGAAAAGAAUAAUGGAGUGCAUCAUACACGGGUGGUAGGGUGGGGCGAGCACUGGGAAAGAAACACUUUCCUUAUCAUUUUAUUAGUAAAAAGCACCAGAAGAAGCAAUGUUGUUACCUGGCCACUAAGGUUUGUAAAAGGGACUAGAAUGCUCCACCAUGAAGACUUCUUUACCCACCAGAGAUUUCCUGGGAUUCUGUUCAAAAGCUGGACCUCAAAGACGUGCCAAGCUAAGGAAAAUGCAGAAUAGCACUUCAAGCCCAAGUUGCAGUCCGUAUGGGCUUGUUCUUUAAUCCUUGCCUAACUUGAUAGCUUUUUUUUUUUUCCCAAGAGACUAAAAGUGCCAGAUGAAGUUU